AUGAUAAUCAGGCAAUGCCACGUGGAUACGUUGCACGGGGGUUUGCAAUUGACCAUGUACACGGUGAGACAGAAAUUCUGGAUCAUCGCCUGCCGAAACGCGGCGCGCACGGUUAUCCACCAAUGCAUACGAUGCGUGAGAUGGCAAGCAAAUACCUCCACGCAAAUCAUGCAGGAUUUAAUACCGGAGCGCAGUCGCGCGGCACGACGUUUCUCAAACUGCGGAGUCGACUACGCGGGACCGUAUCGGGUCCGCGACUCCGCCGGUCGUGGAAAAACGGCUCAUAAAGCAUACAUAGCAGUGUUCAUCUGCUUCGCUACGAGAGCCGUGCACAUCGAACUCGUUCAUGAUUAUACGACGAGUGCAUUUCUGGCCGCAUUAGACAGAUUCAUCGCCCGCCGAGGAGUUCCGUCCUGCAUGUUCAGUGAUAACGGAACGAACUUCGUCGGAGCAGAUCGGGAAUUGAAGGAACACUUCAAUACGGUGUAUCAAACCCCAGAAAUGCGAACGAAGUGCGGUCAAAAGGGCAUUAAGUGGAGGUUUAAUCCACCCAGUGCGCCCCACUUUGGUGGUAUGAAAGAAGCCGGCGUGAAAUCGGUGAAACAUCACCUGAAACGCAUCCUCGGCGAAUUUACACACACAAGCGAGGAAAUGCAGACACUCCUCUGCAAGAUCGAGCCGAGUUUGAAUUCGCGACCGAUCGCCGCUUUGAGUGACUGUCCCGAGGAUUAUGCUCCCUUCACGCCGGGCCACUUCCUAAUAGGCGGACCGAUGAAUGCACUUCCGGUCGAGUCAGUGGAAAAGGAAAAUCUCUCGCGGCUUACGCGAUGGAGAGCGGUCCAGAAAUUCCACGAGCAGCUCUGGAAACAUUGGACGCGAGAUUAUCUCACGCACCUCCAGAAACGCUAUAAGUGGCGCACCACCCAAGUGCAGUUAAAACCGAAUGACUUGGUUUUAGUGCAAAACCCUCUUCUACCCCCCGAAUCAAUGGGAAAUGGGACGAAUCGAGGAAGUAUUACCGGGCCGAGACAGGUGCGUGCGUGUAGUUAA
Colletes gigas is the source of this 1050-nucleotide messenger RNA. RefSeq lists its product as uncharacterized. Gene Ontology annotation, molecular function: nucleic acid binding. NCBI's taxonomy places the organism in Eukaryota, Metazoa, Arthropoda, Insecta, Hymenoptera, Colletidae. The coding region runs from base 1 to 1050 and encodes 349 amino acids. The transcript has a single exon. Gene Ontology annotation, biological process: DNA integration. The record is from RefSeq and is a predicted model, not a curated record.